CGCCGGCCUCGCGCUCCAUCUCGGGCGCCGGCCCGCCGCCGCCUGCGCCCUCUGCGCCGGGCCCGCCGGUCGGAGGACCGGGCCCGGAGGGUCCGCCCACGCGCUCCGGCUCGGCCGCGGGCCACCACGGCAUGGAGGUGGGCAUGGGCCAGCCGGUGACGAUCGUGCAGAAGCUGGCGCUCGCCAAUGAGCAGACGUGGAUCGCCAUCGGCUCAGCCGCCGACGCAAUGGAGGACUUCGAGCGCGCCAUUGCCGCGUACGAGGCCGCGCUGCGCCACAACCCGUACUCGGUGCCGGCCAUCAGCGCCAUCGCCGGCGUGCACCGCACGAUGGACCACUUCGAGAAGGCCGUCGAGUACUUCCAGCGCGUGCUGAACUUGGUGCCUGAGAAUGGCGAGACGUGGGGUGCCAUGGGCCACUGCUACCUGAUGAUGGACGACCUGCAGAAGGCAUACACGGCCUACCAGCAGGCGCUGUACCACCUGCCCAACCCCAAGGAGCCGAAGCUGUGGUACGGCAUCGGCAUCCUGUACGACCGGUACGGCAGCCUCGAGCAUGCCGAGGAGGCGUUUGCCAGCGUCGUGCGCAUGGACCCGAACUACGAGAAGGCAAACGAGAUCUACUUCCGCCUCGGCAUCAUCUACAAGCAGCAGAGCAAGUACCAGGCGAGCCUCGAGUGCUUCCGCUACAUCCUCUCCAACCCGCCGCGGCCGCUCACCGAGAUCGACAUUUGGUUCCAGAUCGGCCACGUGUACGAGCAGCAGAAGGACUUCGGCCUCGCCAAAGACGCGUACGAGCGCGUGCUCGCCGAGAACCCGCUGCACGCCAAGGUCCUGCAGCAGCUCGGCUGGCUCUACCAUCAGUCGAGCGCCGGCUUCCAGAACCAGGAGCGCGCGAUCCAGUUCCUCACCAAGAGUCUCGAGUCUGACCCCAACGACUCGCAGAGCUGGUACCUGCUGGGCCGCGCAUACAUGGCGGGCCAGAACUACAACAAGGCGUACGAGGCCUACCAGCAGGCGGUCUACCGCGACGGCAAGAACCCGACGUUCUGGUGCUCGAUUGGCGUGCUGUACUACCAGAUCAGCCAGUUCCGCGACGCGCUCGACGCCUACUCGCGUGCCAUCCGCCUCAACCCGUACAUCUCCGAGGUCUGGUUCGACCUCGGCAGUCUGUACGAGUCGUGCAACAACCAGAUCUCCGACGCCAUCGAUGCGUACGCGCGUGCCGCCGAGCUCGACCCGGAGAACCCGCACAUCCAGCAGCGCCUCAUGCUGCUGCGCAACGCCGAGGCCAAGGGCGAGCAGGUCUCGUCUGCGCCCAUGCCGCAGGAUGUGCACCCGACGGCGUACGCGAACAACUCGGGCGCGCCGGGACCGCCGUCUCAGAUCGGCGGUGGCCCGCCGGGCGCUGGCUUUGCGCCGCCGGGCCAGCUCACUGUCGGCCCCGACGGCGCCGCGCCGCGCGAGCUGCCCGGUCCCGGCCAGAUGCGCCGCAGCCAGUCGCCCCACUUCCGCGACGGCGCGCCGCCGGCCAUCCCAAACAUCGACGAGCGUGGCACCAAGGCCUCGACACACACGCAGCUCGCGCCCAUGGACGCACCGCCGAUGGACCCGCGCCAGUCGCCCGUGCAGCACCACCGCUACGCCAACGAGCGCGGCUCGCCAGGCCCGCACGGCUACGGCCGUGGCGGCCCGGGCCCCUCGGGCCCAGGCCCCAUGCGCCAGUGGGACGCUGCUGGGCGUCCGGUGCACGAGCGUGACCCUCGCGAGCGUGAGCGCGACCCGCGUGAGCGCGAGGACCCGCGCGGCUACCCUGGGCGUCGCGACGACGGCUCGCCGCACGCCUACAACAACGGCCGCAGCGGUGGCCCGCCGCCGAUGCCCUUCGAGCGCGAGUCGUACGGACGCUACGAUCCGCCAUUCGAGCGCCCGGGCGCGCACGGAGGCCCGCCGCCCGCGCAGCAGCAGCCGCCGCAGCAGAUGGGCGGUCCGGGCGCGUACGACCCGCUGAGCGACCGCGCCGACCCUAUGCGCCGCUCCGACGGCAGCGUGCAGAGCGGCGAGAUGGCGCGCGACAACGUCUCGGACGCCUCGGGCCCGUCGUCGAAGAAGAAGGCGCGCCGGCCGAAGAGCGGCGCCAAGAGCGCUGCUGCGGAGUCGGCUGCCUCUGGCCCGUCGCCGUCGCGUCGCAAGGCCGAGGCUGCGCGUGCCGCCUCGCGCUCCCAGUCUCCUGCGCAGACCGUGCGCCCCGGCUCCUCGAGCACCAACACCAAGUCGCGCGGCGGACGCACGCCCAAGACGGGCCGCUCGCCGAGCACGGCCGCGCGCGGACCGUCGCCGGCCGGCUCAGACUCUUCGUCGGACAGCGCGCGCCCGCUUGCAGGCUACGCCAGUGCGCAGGCCGCUGCACCCGCUGCGGCUGCAGCGCCCUCGCGCGCCGUCGACGAGGACUAUGACGACGGAGCGGCCGACGCUCUUAUGGGUCUGGCCGGCGCCGCCUCGGCUUCGAUGAGCCUGCCGCCGCGCAAGGCCGAGCCGACGCCGGCACCGGCCGCCUCUGCGCCCAGCGCCGAGGCCUCCGGCUCAAGCUCAGCUCCUCGCUCGCCGCAGGAACCCAAGACUGCCGCUCGCCGCAGCCGCUCGCCGAUGCGCGUCGACAAGGAGCCGGAGGAGCGCGCGCCGGCCAGCUCCUCUGCCAUCGCCUCCGACGACGCCGCACCGCCGCAGCCCGCCUCGUCGUCGAGCGCGGCGCGCGCCGACAGCCUGCUCGGCAAGCGUGCGGCGCUGAGCGACGAGGAGGGCACGCCGCGCGAGAGCAGCACCGAGAAGCGCCCGCGCAACUCGAGCCCCUCGCCGCGUCCCGAGAGCGCCGCUGCAGCGCCUGCUGAGAACGGCACGGCUGCGGCACCCAAGCGGUCCUCGCCUGCCCAGCCAGCACCUGCCGCGGCGACGGAGAGUGCGGAGAAGACCGCCAGCAACGGCACUGCCGACGCGAGCGCAAAGGCCUCGCCCGAUGCUGCGGCGCCGGCCAAGUCUGCCGAGCCUGCCCCCGCUGCCGAGAGCGAGGCUGCUGCGGCGCCGGCCAAGGAGGCAGCAUCAGAGGCUGCCGCCGCGCCCGCACCUGCCGCUGCCGCGCCCGCACCUGCCGCUGCCGCCGCUGCUCCUGCUGCUGCCGCUGCGGCACCCUCGCCCGAGGAGGGCGAGGUGGACGACGAGGCGCCGGCGCCGGCUGCUGCCGCCAAGGAGGCCGACGGCGCCGCCGCCGCCAGCAAGGAGGCCACGCCGGCUGCGCCGGCGGGUGCUGCGGCCGUCUGAACGAACACCAAGGCCCGCUGCUCCGCUCCACGUCACCCAGCGCUACUAAACCCUUACCCAAAACCCUGACAUGUGCGCGCACAGCCGCCGCUUCCACACCCUAGUCUUCCCCCACACCACCCCUAAACGCUCGUGCUCCUCGCUCCCCGAAAGCCCUUCCUCUCUCCCUGUCAUGUGUGUUUGAGAAUCAUGCCUCGCUCUCGCCUGUAUCUCCUCCGCGUACCAUGUGCGCCCUGCUGCAAGCUUUGAGUUCUAGAC
Messenger RNA from Tilletiopsis washingtonensis, 3572 nucleotides. RefSeq names its product TPR-like protein. Gene Ontology annotation, biological process: regulation of gene expression. The record is from RefSeq and is a predicted model, not a curated record. Gene Ontology annotation, molecular function: protein binding; chromatin DNA binding; RNA polymerase II cis-regulatory region sequence-specific DNA binding. The coding region runs from base 132 to 3314 and encodes 1060 amino acids. The transcript has 6 exons. Lineage: Eukaryota; Fungi; Basidiomycota; Exobasidiomycetes; Entylomatales.